Molecule: messenger RNA, 4982 nt
Organism: Schistocerca nitens (vagrant locust)
Lineage: Eukaryota; Metazoa; Arthropoda; Insecta; Orthoptera; Acrididae
Gene: Dscam2
Product: Down syndrome cell adhesion molecule-like protein Dscam2
Exons: 27
Coding region: 1-4551 (1516 amino acids)
Biological process (GO): cell-cell adhesion; axon guidance
Cellular component (GO): axon; plasma membrane
Molecular function (GO): protein binding
Source: RefSeq, a predicted model, not a curated record
AUGUGGUUCGUGAUCGGCCAGUAUGUGACGGUGCACGGCGACGUCAUCAGUCACGUGAAUAUCAGCCAGGUGCAGGUGGAGGACGGCGGCGAGUACACAUGCACGGCAGAGAACCGCGCUGGCAAGACCUCUCAUUCCGCCAGACUCAACGUCUAUGGUCUGCCCUAUAUUCGUCUGAUCCCAAAGGUGACGGCAGUGGCCGGUGAGACCCUGAGGCUAAAGUGCCCCGUCGCAGGAUACCCCAUCGAAGAGAUUCGCUGGGAACGAAGCGGCCGCGAGCUUCCGGACGACCUGAGACAACGAGUAACGGCGGACGGCACGCUGGAAGUGUCGCCCGUGCAAAAGGCGGACGACGCGGGCGUGUACACGUGCUGGGCGCGCAACAAGCAGGGCCACGUGGCCAGGCGCUCGGGGGAGGUCGCUGUCAUAGUUCCUCCCAAACUUAGCCCAUUUACCUCUGACAGAACGCAGCACGUGGGCGAGCGGGCCAGCUUGACGUGCUCUGUGACGCGCGGAGACCUCCCGUUGACCAUCAGCUGGUUCAAGGACGGCCGCUCGGCGGACUCCAUGCCGCGGGUCUCCGUGACCCGCGUCGAUCAGUUCAAUAGUAUUCUCUUGAUCGAAAGUUUGUCUCCAGAUCACAACGGCAACUAUUCUUGUGUGGCGCGCAACCAGGCGGCCGAGGUAUCUCGCACGCAGCAGCUCAUGGUCAAUGUUCCUCCUAUAAUUGAGCCUUUUUCCUUCCAAGACGGGCUUUCCGAGGGCAUGCGUACCCGCACAGUGUGUGGCGUGAGCCGGGGGGACUCCCCGCUCUCCAUCACGUGGCUCAAAGAUGGCGGCACGCUCUCCUCUCAGCUGGGAGUGAACGUGUCAGCCCUUGAUCUUUAUUCUAGCCUCCUCAGCAUUUCUAGCCUCUCUUCCACACACUCUGGCGAUUACACGUGCGUAGCCUCCAACCCGGCAGCCGAGGUUAGGUACACGGCCAAGCUACAGGUCAAAGUGCCACCUCGCUGGACUGUGGAGCCCUCGGACGCCAGCGUGGAGCGCAACCGCCACGUAACGCUGCACUGCCAGGCCCAGGGGGUGCCGCAACCCACCGUCAUCUGGAAGAAAGCAACAGGCAGUAAGUCGGGAGAAUACGAAGAGAUACGGGAGAAACCUUACGUCAAACUGUUAAACAACGGCUCUCUGCUGCUGCAGAACGUGAAGGAGGACAAGGAGGGCUUCUACUUGUGCCAGGCCACCAACGGCAUUGGCACUGGCAUCGGAAAAGUCAUACAAGUCAAAGUCAAUUCUUCGCCAUAUUUUUCGGCGCCAGCUAGCGUGGUGACGGUGAAAAAGGGGGACACGGCAGUUCUGCACUGCAACGUCAACGGAGAUAAACCCAUCAACGUGGCGUGGCUGCGUGGCGGCAAGCUCAAGCUUACCCCUGCGACCAACUACAGGGUAUCAGUGAAACAAGACCCAACUCCUGAUGGGGUGACAGCAGAACUACAAAUAGCAGCAGCUGAAGCUAGUGACAGUGGAGCAUACUUUUGUCAAGCCAGCAACCAAUACGGCAGUGACAAGCAGCUGGUUCAGCUUCUUGUGCAAGAGCCACCUCGCAGCCCAAGCAAUCUCGAGUCGGUGAUGAUCAGCAGCCGAUCAGUGAGUAUCAAGUGGCAACAUCAGACAUCAGAUGCUGCUGAGGUGACGAAGUAUAUAGUCCAAUACAAGGAAGGUGAAGGAAUUUGGCAACAGCUGGAGAAGACUGAAUCACCCUUGCAACUGUUGGCAACAAUUGAAGACCUGAAGCCAGCCACCCGUUACACAUUCCGUGUGCUGGCAGAGGGUCCGGCAGGGCAGAGUGUGCCUAGUGCAGAGCUGUCCGUGCGUACGGAACCCCAGAGACCAGCAGGCCCACCUCUGAAUGUGUCCCUGAGGCCAGUGUCCUCCACAGAAUUGCUUGUCACGUGGGCACCCCCACUGGCCGAGUUGCAGCAUGGUGACAUUCAAGGCUACAAUGUGGGAUAUCGUGAAACUAGCUCUGGCACAGGGAAUUAUAACUUCAGUUCUGUGGUUGGUGAUGGAGAGGAAGGAGGUGGUGAACUGCUGCUAGGGGGCCUUAGCAAAUUCACUCGCUACUCUGUAGUUGUUCAAGCUUUCAACCAAGUUGGUUCAGGACCCCUUUCUGAGCCUGUCACAGCACAGACUAUGGAGGAUGUUCCAAGUAUGCCACCUGAGGAUGUGCGCUGUGUUGGUUUGUCUUCCCAUUCUGUACAAGUGAGCUGGCAGCCACCACCCACAUCACACAGCAAUGGUGUUCUGCAAGGCUACAAGCUGCACUAUGAACCUCUUCUUGAUGAUCUUUGGCAUGCCUCUGACACAAUGGAGACAAAGAAAACAACAGCUCUCACUGCAGUUCUUACUGGUCUAAGAAAAUUCACAAAUUAUAGUGUUCAGGUGCUUGCGUACACAAGAGUUGGUGAUGGAGUGAUUACACAUCCUAUUUACUGCAGUACAGAAGAGGAUGCUCCAGGUGCACCUGCUGACAUUAAAGUUGUAGUAAAGUCACCACAAUCCUUGUUGGUAUCAUGGUUACCUCCAACAGAGCCUAAUGGCAUCAUAACACAUUACAAUCUGUACACAAGAGUUGUGGAUGGCCGUGAAGAACUGAAACACAACAAACGUAACUUGGCAAGUCAUCAGACAAGUUUUGAAGCAACUGAUCUACUGCAGCAUGUGGAACAUCAGUUUUAUGUCACAGCUUCUACAAAAGUUGGUGAAGGGCAGAGUUCACGUGUUGUGACACAGGUUCCUACAAAUAGAGUCCCAGCACGUAUUUCAUCAUUUGGUGGAGUUGUUGUGAGACCAUGGCAUAGCACUGUCACGAUGCCUUGUCUGUGUGUGGGGCAACCACAGCCUCGCCGACGGUGGUAUCGUAGUGGACAUCUCCUCACAGGUGGCCCUGGAAUCACACUUCGGGAGUCUGGAGAGCUAGUAAUCAACCAACUUGCUCCAUCUCAUGCUGGGAACUACAGCUGCCAGGUGGAAAAUACUCAGGGCUCUGACCGCAUACAGUUCACACUCGUAGUGCAAGUUCCACCUGCUGCUCCUGUGUUGUAUGUGACAAGUACAACAAGUAGCAGUAUACUGUUGCAGUGGAAAGUUGGUGACACUGGUGGUGCCCCCAUCACAGGAUUCAGUUUGAGCUAUAGGAGAUCUCAUGGUGAUACAGAGGAAGUAUCACUACCUCGUCAUACCUCAACUUAUGAACUCAAGGGACUGCUGUGUGGUAGCACUUACCACUUAUCACUGACAGCUCAUAAUCGCAUUGACAGCUCUCCUAGCAGCCCAACAUUAUCUGUCCGCACACAAGGGCAGGCACCAGGUGUACCACACCAGGCAAUGCUGAUAACACCCAACUCCACAUCUGUGUUGUUGCGGCUACAUGUCUGGCCUGACAAUGGCUGUCCACUGACAUAUUUUGUACUGCAGUAUCGGCCAAAUGGGGCGCAACACUGGACACUUGUAUCAAAUGCCUUGAAGCCUCAACGCAGAUUCACUGUUUCUGGCCUAAAUCCAGCUUCUAUCUAUCAGCUAAAGAUAGAAGCACAUAACAUAGCAGGAUCUUCAACUGCUGAAUACACAUUUGCUACUCUUACAAAGGAUGGUGAAUUACCACCAUUGGAGUUAAUGAAUGGAGGAAGUCCAUCAUCCCCUUUUUAUGCAGACAUUAGAAUAAUAAUUCCACUUGUUGUGGCCUUUGUAGCAGUAGUGGGAGCUGGCACUGCUGCUGCUCUUUGCUGGAGAAACAGGGCAACCGUUUUAGAGCAAAACCGGCCACUGAAAGAGACCCUGGACAAUCAGCAGAAUGCCGAAGCUCAGAGGGAAAGAUAUUAUGCCACAAUCCACAAGGUAGCUUUGCAAGCUAGUGGUGAUAAAAUACCAGAAACAUCAGAGGACAUAUCACCAUACGCAACAUUCCAGCUAUCAGGUCCUGGUGUAGACCCAAACAACACUCUUCUGCACAGUUUUAUGUAUCACGAACAAGCAAUGACUGAAGGGUGUGCAUCACCACCACCACAUGCAGUAAUAAAAACUGCAACAAGGAGAAGAGGAAGUAGGAAAACUGAGGUGGAUUCUGAUGAAUCAGAUUCAGACCCUGAUCAGUUGACAUCUAGUCGAACAGAGUCUUCCAAUCAGCUUGAUGCAGCAAAGAUAAAACACAAUUUCAUAUACCAUGGUGCACAUUCUAGUACAUCUUCUGAUAUAUCUCCCAUGUCAGAACAGAAAUCACUGCCAAGGAGAGGGAGAGCGAGAUGGCUUGCCCCCAGCAAAGCAUCGCUCAGGACGCUGCUGCCGCCACUGUCAGUUGCUGAGGCAUCUUUUACUGUGAGGGAUCCGAGGGAGAGGGAGACUCCGGACCGGCCUGAACUCAGUGAAGCAGAGUGCGAUAUUGACACGCUGAAGAAACUCAAACUGGGCCUGCGGUCUUCCCUGUGGUCUCGUCCCAGUGGUAGUGCAACAACCACUCAUCACAACCAGUCUGAUUACUCGAUUGCUGUAUAACAGCGAAUGGAAAUGAGAGAACAUUUUAUAUUCUGUGUUGUACAUAUGCAUAUGAACACCAUGACAUGUAAUAUAUUUUCAUGUUUUGAAAGAUUUGGGUACUUGUUAUCCAGUAUUAUUGUUAGAAAAUAUUUCUGGUUAAUGACUGAUAUAAUUUUAUACUCUUGUAAUGUUAACUGGUGCAAUUUUAUAUUUACACAUGGAAAUGUAUAAGAUUUAUGUGAGAACUGAACUGUCUUUGGCUCAGUAAGCUUGUGGUAUGGUUUGAGUUCAAAACCCUGUUUUCAUUAUGUAGCAUUAUAUAUCUUUGUUGUGGCUAGCAGCUCACAGCAAACCCGCAGAUUGUUCUCUCAGAGAGAAUGAGAGUUUGUAAUUGAACUGUAUGGAAUUACUAGGUUUAUACCUGAAUCUCCUCCCCCAACCCAAUGCCC